AUGCUAAGAAUAAAUAUAGAAAAAGGUUUUUGGAAGAAUGUCAGAGAAGAGAAGGUUUUAAGAAAAAAGAGAUUGUUAGGAAAAGAAAGAUUGUUAAUAAAUGGAAAGUUGUUAGGAAUAGAUAAAAUUGUUAAAGAAAAAAAGACUGUUAGAAGAAGAAAGAAUUGUUAG
Molecule: messenger RNA, 171 nt
Organism: Cetraspora pellucida
Lineage: Eukaryota; Fungi; Glomeromycota; Glomeromycetes; Diversisporales; Gigasporaceae
Source: the annotation of a GenBank genome assembly